Arthroderma uncinatum is the source of this 2205-nucleotide messenger RNA. Its product is annotated as ABC transporter with duplicated ATPase domains. Bases 1 to 2205 code for a protein of 734 amino acids. The transcript has a single exon. Lineage: Eukaryota; Fungi; Ascomycota; Eurotiomycetes; Onygenales; Arthrodermataceae. The record is from RefSeq and is a predicted model, not a curated record.
AUGGAAGCCGUUGUUGGCUUAAAUAUACCAUUUCUUUGCCUAGCUUUGGGUAUUCUCGCCGUUACUUGGUGGUGGGUCUCGAAAAACCGUCAAGCAGCAAGGAGCAGCCGGGAAACUCCGCUUCCUUAUCAAAAUGAGGGCAAGACAGGCGCUGGUUCUAGAGCUGAGGAAGUAGAAGUGACUAAUAGCCAGCCAGCGCCUGUAGAUUUGGAAGAGCGCUGCCAACUGUACAAGGAGCUGUACUUCAGGCUGCAACACCUUGAAAAUCAUCCUGAUAUCAUUCCCAAGGCGAAAACUCUCCUUCUCUCCUUUCUCUCAGGGGCAAUUGAGUCAGCGCAAACCCAGAAAAGCACCAUUCUCUCAGUUGAAGAGUUUUCGCAUGAUGCACUCGAUAUAUUCGCGAAGCGAGAACUUGACCAAGUUACUUUGAGAUGGCAACGGUAUCUCGAAAGGAGAAGAGGAGGCCAGCCUAGGGAACUCUUUCAUGGGUUGGAAGACGCAAAACGCUGGCUUGUGCGGAUGGCUCCGACCAAAUUCGUCGACGGCGCCUGGCUUGGACACAUCCAUAAGAUAAAAACGCCCUUCGCUUAUCGGUCUAUCACGAAAGAUGCUUGGCAGGUCCUAUCAGAAGAACUCGGCGACGGCGACUUGGAUAAAAAUCAUGUCGAAGUCUAUAAACAGCUAUUGCACAAAGUAGGGGCACAGUUGCCAGCGGGGAAUUCGUCUGAGUUCAUAAGGCAUCCAGAUAUGAAGGAUAUUCAGAUCUGGCAAUCCGCCGUCAUUCAACUUCUCAUCUCCCUCUUCCCUCACGAGUUCUUGCCCGAGAUAUUAGGUUUUAACAUGCACUUCGAGAUGUUAACUUUCGAGACCAUCGUGGCUGCCAAGGAGCUUCGCGAACUGAAUAUUGACCCUUACUAUUUCACCCUUCAUAUCACCAUCGAUAAUGCGGAUACCGGUCAUGCAAAAAUGGCAAAGGAGGCCGUGGUAAGAUACUUGCACCUAGUAAGGACUUCGGAGGGAGGUAGUGCUGCUCAGCAAGCGUGGAAACGUGUCCAGGCCGGAUUCGUCCUAUCCAAAUGUUGUCCGUUAGACUUGGAUGCUUCGAUUGGCGUGUCACUCCAACCCUCCCCCCAAACCAGAUAUAUGAAGGAGAUCCUCGGAAUAUUCGAAUCGAAGACCAUUGCAUCCAGUAGAAUCCAUGACAAUUGCCGUGCGAGAUUUGGUGGUCGAAAGCUUGCAGCCUGGCUAGAACCCGAUGCAUUUAAGCAGAAAGAUUGGCAGAUGGAAUUUUUGCACUGGUUGAGCAACACAAAGCCAUGGGUAUAUAAAGGCGAUAGUGGUCGGAGCCGGCUUGUGCAAUUGAUAUCAUGGGGAGGACCGAUGUUUGGAGCUUUUACCCAUAAUGAAGUGGCUACUAUUCGAGCCUGGAUUGACAGUCUUGCACCACAAAACUCGAGGGCAUACUGGACAUUUACUGGACGAACGAAAAAUCUGCCAGAGAAAGACACGAAACCACAUAUAACCGUUGACUAUCCAGUAUUCCUUCCAUAUACGUUCGAUGACAGGGCGUCGGAACCUCAACUGAGGGAGCGAUCCUCAUCAAAGUUCAGGUCUUUUCGCCUUAGUCUUCCCCCUAACCCACGGCUAGGCAAAAUUCUUCCACUUUGGUUCGUUCAUCCCUGCAUUUUGGAAUCCUUCAUCUCUGUUCCAUGGCAGACAACGAACAAGGCUGGUUGCGCUGCUGUUCGGUUUCUCCGUGCUCAAUAUGGCUACGGACCUGAAACCUCGGAUAUCGCUGGAACAGAUGAAACGCGGAGGGAAGAUAGCAUCGACCUGAUAGAUAUCGGAAUGAACAUAAUCGCCACCCUGGGGUAUCCGUCACCAAAAUCACUCGCAGAGGUGCUGGAACAGUGGCCGUCUCCCUUUGCAGAGAAAAUGCUUUCUCUAUCUAUGCGGCCGCAGAAAUAUCGCUGGCAUUUGUUAGGACUUGCACAGGCAUUUGUGCAACUACACGAGGCCCUCGCUUUCUCCGCCCUACUAUCACAUAAAAGCAGAAACGCUCUCCUUCACAUCGCAGAGAGAGAACAGAAGAGUUUGAGCAUAUUGAUCGAGGGCCUAAAAGAUGGCGAGGCAGACUAUUUGGAAUUUGGAAAGGGGUAUGAGCUGGGUCGACAGGAGAUCGAGUGUGUUUUGAGCAACCAUUAA